Lactuca virosa is the source of this 309-nucleotide messenger RNA. The record is from the annotation of a GenBank genome assembly. NCBI's taxonomy places the organism in Eukaryota, Viridiplantae, Streptophyta, Magnoliopsida, Asterales, Asteraceae.
AUGAAAGGGGUUCCUCCUGAUUUGGAACCCGAUGUCAUUAUGAAAAGAAAGGGGAAAAAUGCGAACUCGAGAAAUAAAUCGAAAUCCGAUUCUGGUGAAGGUUCUAAGAUGCCGAUUGAUCCUUUGAAAGCUAAAUCUGUCUCUCUCCUUAUCAAUAAGUUUGAAUCUGAAGUGAAAUCGCCUGUGUACAAAGGAUUGAGUGAUUUGAGCAAUUCCGAUUAUUCUAGAUCUGGAUUGAAUUUAUCGGACUCUUCUUCUGUGUGGGAAAUGAUGCGAUUCAGUCUGAGAUCAAGGGCUCGGGUUCGUUAA